Messenger RNA from Spinacia oleracea (spinach), 2158 nucleotides. RefSeq names its product 11S globulin seed storage protein Ana o 2.0101. NCBI's taxonomy places the organism in Eukaryota, Viridiplantae, Streptophyta, Magnoliopsida, Caryophyllales, Amaranthaceae. The transcript has 4 exons. Gene Ontology annotation, molecular function: nutrient reservoir activity. The coding region runs from base 220 to 1770 and encodes 516 amino acids. The record is from RefSeq and is a predicted model, not a curated record.
AACAAAUGCAACACCUCAAUACCAUGCAAAUUGAAGAAUGGCAUAAAAUUCCAUAACAUAAUCAUAUAUGUGUCACUCUUUCUCUCUUUCUCUCAUUCCUAUAAAUCCCACUUUUCUACCACACACAUUCUCCAUUCUCCACAUCUUCAACUCAAUCUACUCACAAAAAAACACACUUAAUUUCCCUUCUUUUCAACACAAAAAAAAAAGCUUCAGAAAAUGGCUAAGUGUACAACAAGAGUGUUUCUUCUAAGUUUCACCAUUGCAAUGGUGUUGUUGAAUGGGUGCAUGGGUCAGGGUCGGGCGCGUGAGAAUGAGUGCCAAAUCGACCGGUUAACCGCCCUCGAACCGAGUAAUCGGAUUCAGGCUGAAGGUGGUUUAACUGAGGUUUGGGAUUGUCAGGACCAGCAGUUUAGGUGUUCUGGUGUUACUGUUAUUAGGCGUACCAUUGAGCGUAAUGGUCUACUUUUGCCUUCUUUUACUAGUGGCCCUGAGCUCAUUUACAUUGAGCAAGGGAAUGGAAUAAGCGGGUUGAUGAUCCCGGGUUGCCCCGAGACCUUCGAAUCGCUCUCAACACAAGAGGCAUGGAGAGAAGGCAUGGAACGAGGUAUGAGAGGCGGCCGCUUCCAAGGCCAAGGCCAAGGCCAAGGCCAAGGCCGCCAGGGCCGCUUCCAAGACCAACACCAGAAGAUCCGACACCUCCGACAAGGCGACAUCUUCGCGAUGCCAGCCGGAGUUGCUCAUUGGGCCUACAACAAUGGGGAUGAACCUCUUGUUGCUGUUAUCCUUAUUGACACCUCUAACCAUGCUAACCAACUUGAUAAGGAUGUCCCCAGGAGAUUCUACUUGGCGGGUAACCCCGAACAAGAGCAUGAACAACAGCAAGGACGCCACCACCAACGUCGCGAAUUCCAAGAGCAAGGACAACAACAACAACACCACCAACGCCGCGGCGGAGAAUCCCGAAGAGGCGGCCGCCAAUCCGACUCCGGCAACGUAUUCAGCGGCUUCGACACAAGGACCCUAGCUCAAUCAUUCGGCGUCAGCGAAGAAAUUGCUCAAAGACUCCAAGCCGAGCAAGACGAAAGAGGCAACAUUGUGUUGGUUCAGGAAGGUCUACAUGUGGUCAAGCCACCAAGCAGGUCAUAUGAAGAGAGAGAAGAACGUAGCCGUGGCUCGCGCUCGAGGUACGGUUCGAUGAACGGGUUGGAAGAGACUAUUUGCUCGGCUCGGUUAAGUGAGAACAUUGAUAGACCAUCUGAGGCUGAUGUUUACUCUCCUGAGGCUGGAAGGCUUACUACUCUUAACAGCUUUAACUUGCCUAUUCUUAGCUUCCUUCGUUUGAGUGCUGAGAAGGGUGUCCUCUACAGGAAUGCAAUCAUGGCACCACACUACAACCUAAACGCACACAGCAUAAUCUACGGUGUCCGAGGACGAGCACGCAUCCAAAUCGUGAACGCACAAGGAAACUCGGUCUUCGACGAUGAGCUACGACAAGGCCAAAUAGUAGUAGUCCCACAAAACUUCGCAGUCAUCAAGCAAGCCACCGAGGAAGGGUUCGAGUGGGUCUCGUUCAAGACUUGUGAGAACGCUUUGUUCCAGACUCUUGCAGGAAGAACAUCCGCCAUCCGUGCCAUGCCCGUUGAAGUCAUCUCGAACAUAUACCAGAUAUCUCGCGAGCAGGCUCACCGCCUCAAGUUUAGCCGGUCUGAGACCACUUUGUUCCGCCCUGAGAACCAAGGGUACCAAAGGAGGGAGAUCGCUGCAUAAGAAACAAUGCACAAGCUGCUAGUUAUGAGAUGAGAUGGUCUAGUCAUUCACAUUGUUAAGUAAUGUGAAGGUUUUUAGGUUUGGGUUUUUUUAGGAUGGGUAAAAUAAAAGGCAGUCCUCUCUAGCUAGAAGGGCCCCUUGUUUUGUUGAGGUUUCUACUUGUAUAAAACUUUUCAAUGAAUCAAUGUUGAGUUCCUCCAUCUAAUAAAAUUUUGCAAUUCUCAAUCUAAUAUGGGUAAUUCGUGCUUAUAAAUAAUGUUUUGAUUAACAGAUUAAACUUAAGCCUGUGUUAAUCGGAUAAGUAACAACCUAAUUUGUUGGAGCCUUCUGCACUGAAUACGACCAUUAACGAUGGCGUGGCUACUUGCCUACUUAGUGGCUACUUGGC